CGCGAGAGCGCCCGCCGGAAGUCACGCGCGGAGCGUGAGUGGGGCGGGCACGUGACACGAGCGCGGGGAUUGCGAACGGCGGAUCCGGAGGCACUGACAGGACCAUGCCCAGGAUCACUCUGAAUGGCAUCACAGUGGAUUUCCCCUUCCAGCCCUACCCAUGCCAGGAAGCCUACAUGGCCAAGGUGCUGGAGUGCCUGCAGAAGAAGGUGAAUGGCAUUUUGGAGAGCCCCACAGGCACAGGGAAGACCCUCUGCCUGCUGUGUUCCACCCUGGCUUGGCGGGAGCACUUCAAGGACACCAUCUCAGCCCGGAAAAUCGCUCAGCGUCUGCACGGGCUGGAGCUGUUUCCCGACAGACCCCUGUCCUCCUGGGGCACUGCUGGCACGGAUGGCAAUGUCCUGACUUAUUACACUGACAUUCCGAAAAUAAUUUAUGCCUCCAGAACUCACUCCCAACUUACACAAGUCAUUAAUGAGUUGAAGAACACAGUCUACAGGCCAAAGAUAUGUGUGUUGGGAUCCAGAGAGCAGCUUUGCAUCAAUCCUGAAGUGAAGAGACAGGAGAGCAACCACAUGCAGAUCUACAUGUGCCGAAAGAAAGUGAUGGCUCGUGCUUGUCACUUCUAUAACAAUGUGGAAGAAAAGAGUACAGAGAAAGAACUGAUUGGACCAAUCAUGGAUAUUGAAGACUUGGUUAAAAAUGGAAACAAGCACAGAGCUUGUCCUUAUUAUCUCUCUCGAAGCCUGAAGCAGCAAGCAGACAUUAUUUUUACGCCUUACAACUAUUUACUAGACUCAAAGAGUCGGAAAGCUCACAACUUAGACCUGAAGGGGACUGUGGUAAUACUUGAUGAAGCUCACAAUGUGGAGAGGUUGUGUGAGGAGUCCUCUUCCUUUGACCUGACUCCCUAUGAUUUGGCUUCGGCGAUGGAUGUGAUAAACCUUGUCCUGGAGGAACAAGCCAAAGUCGUUCAACAGAAUGAAAUCAAUGCUGAAUUCAACAUGGAGUUGGCCAGUUCAGGACUGAACAUGGAACUCGAAGAUAUAGCAAAGCUCAAGAAAAUUCUUCUUCAACUAGAAAGUGCUAUUGAUGCAGUGGAGCUGCCACUGAAUGGUAAUGGAGUCACCAAAGAUGGAAGCUACAUCUUUGAUCUGUUUGAAGAGGCUCAAAUAACAUUCCAUACCAAAUCCUCCCUCUUGGAGUCACUGGAGCAAAUUUUACAGUAUCUUUCAGGCCGUACUGGGAUAUUUAUCAAUACAUCUGGAUUGCAUAAACUCUCAGAUAUUAUCCAGACAGUGUUCAACAUCGAUCUCCCAGAAGGCAGCACAAGAGGUUUCCUUCCACAUCAGGCAAUAUCUAAAUAUUACAAGGUACAUAUUCAUGUGGAUAACGGUAAUCAGAAAAAGAAACAGAAGACAGAUCUCUGGGAUUCAUCAUCUUCAAAAAAACAAGGAAAGACUUUAAGCUAUUGGUGUUUCAGCCCUGGCUACAGCAUGCACGAGCUCGUUCGACAGGGAGUCAGGACAAUUAUCCUCACAAGUGGGACUCUCUCCCCCCUCUCGUCAUUUACAAUGGAAAUGCAGAUCCCUUUUCCUGUUCGCUUGGAGAAUCCUCAUGUUAUCGAUAAACACCAGCUCUGGGUUGGGAUCAUUCCAAAAGGACCUGAUGGAGCUGUGCUUACUUCUACCUAUGAAAGAAGGUUUUCAGAGGAUUAUUUGUCUUCUUUGGGAAAAACAAUUGGUAACAUUGUGCGAGUUGUACCACAUGGGCUGUUGGUGUUCUUCCCAUCGUAUCCUGUCAUGGAUAAGAGCCUGGAAUACUGGAGAGAGCAUGAUUUUGCUAAAAGAAUAGAAGAAGUGAAACCAAUGUUUGUGGAACCCAGGAACAAAGGAAGCUUUUCAGAGGUGAUUGAUGCCUAUUACGAUAAAGUCAUCUGUCCUAAGUCCAAUGGAGCUGCAUUUUUGGCAGUGUGUCGGGGGAAGGCCAGUGAAGGCUUGGACUUUGCAGAUACAAAUGGACGAGGAGUUGUCAUUACUGGGCUUCCAUUUCCCCCUCGUAUGGAGCCCAGAGUCAUUUUGAAGAUGAAGUUUCUGGAUGAAAUGAAGAGAAGUGGUGCAGGUGCACGGUACCUGUCUGGGCGUGAGUGGUACAGUCAGCAAGCGUCCCGGGCUGUCAACCAGGCGAUCGGCCGGGUCAUCAGGCACCGCCAGGACUACGGUGCCAUCUUCCUGUGUGACCAGAGGUUCACAACUGGUGAUGUAAGAGGCAAACUGCCCUCGUGGGUCCGUCCUUACGUGAGUGUUUAUGACAACUUCGGCCACGCAGUCAGAAGUGUCUCCCUCUUCUUCCGCGUUGCUCAAGAAACUAUGCCCCCACCCCUGCCCCAGUGCCCUCCUGGCCACGCUGGUUCCCUAAGUGACAGCAGUUCAGCACCAUCUACUUCAUCUGAGCAGAUCCCCUCCGUCAAAAAAGCGAAAAACUUGGAUGACCAUGUCCCCAGUUUGAAGAGGAAAAGGAAAGUAAAUGGAGAAGGAACAUCCAGCCUGUGUGUGGAAUAUGAACAAGAGUUUGUCUCGCCCAGAAGACGGUGUGUUGGGCUCUUGGAUGCCCUGGAGCGCAGCGAGAAGAGCAGUGAAGAUGCAGAGGAGGAACCUGACUUGCCAGGAGAGGAAAAGGCACAUCUUCUGUCUACACUUUCCCUUCAGUAUGAGAAGAAGUUAACAGAUGAGCAGAAAGGAGGAAGGAAGAAAAUAAAGCUAGUCAGCAAUACACAGGCCCUUAGGAAAGCUGAGCUGCCAGAGCCAAAGAAGGCCCGAGCCACAUCGUACAUCGGCACACUGAAGGAGACCCUGAGCCAGGAGAACUAUGAGCUCUUCUCUAAGGCUCUGCAGCAGUACAAGAAGACAAAUGACUUCCAUACCAUGUUAUCCGAAAUGAGCUCCCUCUUCACAGAGGAUAAGGAAAAGCACGUCUUGUUACGAGAAUUUUACCAGUUUGUUCGACCUCAGCAUAAAAAGCAGUUUGAUGAAGCGUGCUGCAGCCUGACUGGAGUGGGCUGUGGCUACAAACCUGAGCACAGCCUCCUGCGGGAGGAGAGGGAGAUCCUGGCCAAGAGAACAGAAUCAAAAAAGAGUCAGCAGAAAAGUGCAUUCUCCAAGGCCUCACGUGCUCAGCUGAACCCUGGGCUCCACCUGAACCAGGGAGGAUUCCACUUGGCAACACGACUGAAUAGUGCAGGGCGGAAUGCCAGUGGAGCUCCAAGGAAAGAGGCUGAAAGGCCUGCAGGCUCCAGGAAGGGCCAUCACCAGGCCCUCAGGACUGCCUAUCUCAGGGAUGUGCAAAGGGCUCUGGACAAAAGCACUUACAGCCAGUUCCACGAAGCGCUGCUGACUUACAAGAGGACGGAUAAUUAUGACGCGAUGAUCUCGGUGAUCGCAGCCCUCACCACGGAGAGGCCACAGGACUUUCAUCUCCUACAAAGGUUUUACAUGUUUGUGCGUCCUCACCACAAAGAGCAGUUCAAAGAGAUGUGUGAGAGUUUGACUGGAAUGGUCUGUGGUGAGGGGAAGAAGCAACUGCAGCAGCCAGUGCAAAGUGAAGGGAAACCCCUCAGCUUGGAGAGCUGGUGCACGAGAGGAAACAGCCACAUACAAGAUGCUUCCACUUCUAAGAUUGACGUGCCAGUGAAAAUUCAGAGUAAGAUUUCCUCGUUUUGCUUCAGCCAGAAAAAUGAACUUGAGCUGCCAAAGACUGAAGUAUCCAAAGGAACUGGUAAUGUGAGAGCACCCUCAGACUCUGGAGUGGUGCCCAUCUUUCCCCUGGAUAUGGAACCAGAGUGUGGUGGUGAGGAAGUGCCCCGAGUGCUGCAGUGACGUGAAGAGGAAGCGAUUAAUCCAGGUUUUCUUAUGGGUAUAAUCCCACCCACAGGAAGGGCAACAAGCCCCCUGUGCCCAGCAGAAGGUGGUGGCUGUGCUCCAGCUCUGCCACUGAGCAGGAGCAGGAUGGAGGUUCAUGCAAACCCCUUUGAUCUUUUCCUCUGGAUUACGAUGCACCAACACGUAUCAUUUUCCUACGGAGGGGGUCGAGUCUGAAAGGUCUUGCUGCAGGAAACAAAGCAGGACAUUGUCUUCUGUUGGAACUAGGAAGGUUAACUUUUUACUUGUUUUAACCUGUGAAUUCUCCUGUGGCCACUCUUAGGCUGAAAUUUUAUAUCCUUAGGGGCAUCUGUCAUUUACAUGCCCUUCAAGGAAUACCAGACCCUGGGAAAACCCCAGGAACACUGUUACAGUGAAACUGAGCUGGCUAAGGAGGCCAGACUACCCAUCCAUACCACACCGGUGUUCCUGGAAGAGGUGAUUCACAUUCACUGGUGUUUGGCAGCAGCCACUGUCUCCAGUAGCAAAAGAUACUGAAAGGAUCAUUUUUUACAGAAAUUUUCCAAUGGUGGAUAGUGAGCAGAAGCUCCCUCUCAUCUGUGCACCCCAGAGCCUUAUUCCAUCUUCCAUUGUGCUGGGAUUUUUUGAAAUGUGCUUCUGAGGAGCCUUUAUUCUCUGCUCAGUGCCAGUGUUUGUUUUCCAAGAAGAAAAAGGAACUAAUCAAUCUAAAACUUAAAAAUAUAUCAUGUUAGAUGGGUUAAAAAAAAAUUCCUUAAUACUUCCACUCUCUGUGAGUAGUGGGUAUAAGUGGUUAACCUGGAAAAUUUUAUCAAUUUUAAAUCUAACAUAGCUGCUGUAAAUAAGAUGGUACAUAAAACCAUUCUGUUUUAUUUGGGUUUGGUUUUAUUUAAAAAAAAAUGGUUUAGAAGAAAUUACCAGAUAUAAAAAAUACUGGGUAUUGGGUCUCAAUGGUCCUGGUAGGAACAAGUAGAAAGGUUAAAAUCACCCUGUUGGUGAUUUUCAUAUCAGUGGAAUUUUUAAAAUUUUAUCCUAAUAAAAUUUUAUUGUUAAUAAUUGAAAACCAAGUUGAAUUUUAACAAAAGUUCUUAUUUCCCUGGUUAUAGAAUUCAAAACUGGUGUCACCAAAGCAACUCCAUACCUGAAAUGUGCCUAAUUUUAUUUGUUGGUCAAGGGGUCGAACCUUCGCGAGUUGUGCCGAGUGCUUUUCAUCAUCCUUAGUUCUCCUUUGCUUUUUUAACAAGUAAAGCAACUCCUGCAUUGUUAAAGAAUUUUUUAAAUAAAUAAAAGAUGCUCCCAGGGGCAGCA
This is a messenger RNA of Pseudopipra pipra, 5204 nucleotides long. RefSeq names its product regulator of telomere elongation helicase 1 (gene RTEL1). The coding region runs from base 105 to 3875 and encodes 1256 amino acids. Gene Ontology annotation, biological process: DNA repair; negative regulation of DNA recombination; telomeric loop disassembly. The record is from RefSeq and is a predicted model, not a curated record. Gene Ontology annotation, molecular function: ATP binding; DNA binding; DNA polymerase binding. Gene Ontology annotation, cellular component: nucleus. The transcript has 35 exons. NCBI's taxonomy places the organism in Eukaryota, Metazoa, Chordata, Aves, Passeriformes, Pipridae.